Molecule: messenger RNA, 1171 nt
Organism: Bombus impatiens (common eastern bumble bee)
Lineage: Eukaryota; Metazoa; Arthropoda; Insecta; Hymenoptera; Apidae
Product: serine/arginine repetitive matrix protein 2-like
Exons: 2
Coding region: 1-654 (217 amino acids)
Biological process (GO): nucleosome assembly
Cellular component (GO): nucleosome
Molecular function (GO): DNA binding
Source: RefSeq, a predicted model, not a curated record
AUGGGGAAACAGGCGCCGAAAAUGUCAGCCAGAGUGGUCAAUGCCAUUAGAAAUCUACGAGAGGCUCACGGUUCCACGUCGAAGGAGAUCAUGAAUUACAUCAUGUCACAGUGCAACGUCCCCGAGACGACCGUGCAGAGACAGAUGCAAGCAGCGUUAAAACGUGGGUUGGAUUGCGGUAUCCUGAAGAAGACGCAGGGCCACUACUUCUUGAACACGGAAGUCGAGCCGCAGCUCACGUCGAACCUGACGCCAACCGAAAGGUACGGAAGACGAAGAAGCAGACGACGACGAAGCAGCAGACGACGUAGUAGACGCCGAGGACGUCGACGUAGCAGAGGCAGACGUAGAAGUCGUCGUAGUCGUCGUCGCUCAAGACGAAGAAGACGUGGCGCCACUAUGAGAGCCAGGCGAAUUGGUUGCACCAGAUGCAGGUGUACCAAGAGAACCAGGAACGUGGACGUUCUGAGGAACAAUCCAGUGGAGCCACAAGAGCCAGAUAACGUGUGCAUGUGCGAGAAGGAGAGCAACGAGGAGAACCGAAGCAGGCAGAGCAGAAGUCGUGAUCAUAGUCUGAGUCGUAGUCGAUCAUCGGCAAACAGCGAUCGAGAUGGCGCCAUAACCGAUCGACGACCGAUCCAUGAUCAAGAUUAAUCGAUCAGGAAAGUCGGUUCAUACACUACGUGCGUGUGUGCAUCGUUAACGGUGACAAUCUCUCGGCGCGUUGUCAGACAACACUCGGCUUGUCGAUCGACAUCCCCGUGAUGAUCGACGCCGAAUGAAACCGCUCGCGUCUCGGAGCGUCACCUGUCGUUCAUCACCUCUGUCUAAAUUGUGUAGCUCACUGAUCGCAUUACUAGAUCUAUUGCUCGUGUCAAUCAUUCUAUCAAGUAAUAAGUGUACUUUGAUUCAGUUUCGUCGUGUAACGUUCGAACGAAUAAAUGGACACUAUGUAUCAAUAGAUGUAGUUUUAUUGCUCUAUCUUUAGACAAUGAAAACUUCGUUUAUCCGAACUUGAUAGGGAUGAACAAUAAGUACAUGACAAUUGGAUAAUAAAAGAUUAUACAACGCAAGUUUACGUUCAGAUACGAGGAUUGUAUACUGAUAACAUGGGUAAUCUUUUACAGCUUUGUUAGUGAAAAUACCACAAAAUCCUUCCUGGAUCCUCUGA